Staurois parvus is the source of this 525-nucleotide messenger RNA. NCBI's taxonomy places the organism in Eukaryota, Metazoa, Chordata, Amphibia, Anura, Ranidae. The record is from the annotation of a GenBank genome assembly.
CCUGUCCAUGGGUCCAGUGAUGUCCUCACCACCGUUGUUUUCACCGGCCAUCUUCUCUCCCUGGCGUCGGCAUCUUCAUCUCUGGUCAUCUCCUGUACUAUGUCCGCAGUCUCUGGUCAUCUCCUGUAGUAUGUCCGCAGUCUCUGGUCAUCUCCUGUAGUAUGUCCGCAGUCUCUGGUCAUCUCCUGUAGUAUGUCCGCAGUCUCUGGUCAUCUCCUGUAGUAUGUCCGCAGUCUCUGGUCAUCUCCUGUAGUAUGUCCGCAGUCUCUGGUCAUCUCCUGUAGUAUGUCCGCAGUCUCUGGUCAUCUCCUGCACUGUGUCCGCAGUCUCUGGUCAUCUCCUGUACUAUGUCCGCAGUCUCUGGUCAUCUCCUGUACUAUGUCCGCAGUCUCUGGUCAUCCCCUGUACGUCCGAAGUCUCUUGGUCAUCCCCUGUACUAUUUCCGCACUCUCUGGUUAUUUUCUGUACUGUGUCCGCAGUCUCUGGUCAUCUCUUGUACUAUUUCUGCAGUCUUUGGUCAUCUCC